Molecule: messenger RNA, 8150 nt
Organism: Lampris incognitus (smalleye Pacific opah)
Lineage: Eukaryota; Metazoa; Chordata; Actinopteri; Lampriformes; Lampridae
Gene: pik3c2b
Product: phosphatidylinositol-4-phosphate 3-kinase, catalytic subunit type 2 beta
Exons: 32
Coding region: 1-4860 (1619 amino acids)
Biological process (GO): phosphatidylinositol-mediated signaling; cell migration; phosphatidylinositol-3-phosphate biosynthetic process
Cellular component (GO): phosphatidylinositol 3-kinase complex; cytoplasm; plasma membrane
Molecular function (GO): 1-phosphatidylinositol-4-phosphate 3-kinase activity; 1-phosphatidylinositol-3-kinase activity; phosphatidylinositol binding
Source: RefSeq, a predicted model, not a curated record
AUGUCGGCAGCUCAGACCCAGAAGGAGAGCGGUGAGGCGGGCUGGGGUUGUCUGGAAGCCCUGGGCCUCAGUCAGAGGGAGCUGGUCCUGGCCGAGGCUCUGCAAAUGGAGUAUGACGCCCUCUCCCGACUCAGACAGGACAAGGGAAGCACGAGCGGCAACCAGGCUGGUCCACAUCUCACCGCCAACAACAGCGGUUCCAAAACGGCUCCCGUGUCUACUGCGACUUCCAUAGAGCGACCUCGGCCCACCCCCAGCCGUCCAGUCCCAGGACCCCCGGCAGGGAAUCUGCUGCGGGGGCUUUCCGGCUCUGAUCCCUCCCUGAAUCAGCCAGGGGGGUCCCAGUCUCCACAGUUGACUCCUGCCAGGGCAACCCCUCCUCGGGGAGGAUAUUUUAAAGAGCCUUUGUAUAUCCUGGAUAGUCCAGAGGUCUGUAAGCCCGGGGAAUACUAUGGUUCCAGCUAUGGUAACUCACUCGGUUCACAGUUAGGGUCUCUUUCAAAAGGCUUUCUCCCUCUUCCCGAUGACUGUCCCCCUGCAAUUCCUCCACGGAAUCCCAUUCCUGCCCCCUGCGGUCCAGAAAACCCCUUCCUACCAUCUCGUGGUUCAUCAGUGUCCAGGGAUGUCAAUCUGUUCACCCCAGAGGCGGAUCAGCCUAAAGUGACUUCCGGUGACUUGAAUUACGACAACCUCAACGACUCGCUCUCCAAGCUCAACGAGGACACGCCGAUUCCCCGGGGCAGGAGAGCCAACGGGGACCAGCCGGGGAAGCCUGUGGCUCGGAGUAAGACCCUCCCUCCUCAGGUGCCACCCAGGACGUACAUAGCUGUUCCUAAAAGCAACAAGAACCAGCGGCGAGUGUCUGCAGACCCGGUGUCCCUGGGCUCCAGGAUGAAUGGCUUUUGCUAUGAGCUCUUCCAGGUGUCUGAGGAGCGAGACGAGGAGGUCGCCGCUUUUUGUCACAUGCUGGAUGUUUUGCGGUCAGCCUACCCCUGCAGCGAGCGUUUGAAAAACGCUGGCUUUGUGUGGUCUCCGUCUGUGGGUCACGAGGAGCUGCACCAAGGCCUGGGGGUCAGUGUGAAGGUCUCUGUUAUCAGCGAGCAACUGAGGGAGCCCAUCACCUUCACCUGUGAUGGUUCCUCCACGGUUGAUCUGCUGAUCUACCAGACGUUAUGUUACACCCAGGAUGACCUGGACUGCAUCGACGUGGAUGACUACCUACUCAAAGUCUGUGGACAGACAGAAUUCCUCAACAAUUGUCAGACGUUGGCAGGUCUGGAAUAUGUCCAGCAGUGUCUGAAGUUUGACUGGGACAUCCGUCUCUUUCUCACCAAGAGGUCGUCCAUCAACACGGAGCUGGCUCGCACGGAAGAGGACGAUGAGACCCCAUCAACCAUGAACCACUGUAUUCUGCUCCAGGAGCGCCCCAUCAAACAGACUGUAACAAGGGAGGCGCUGACACUACUGCUGGACACCUUUCACAAUGAAGCUGAAUCCUUCCUUCUGUCAGAGGUGGAGUUGCCACUACAUGUGGAGCGACUUGUUCAGUCUGUCAAGGCAUUGUGUAGUUCAUUGGCUGCAGUGGAGACGCCUGAAGUGACCACUGCACUUAACCAGCUCCCACCAUGCCCCUGUCGUCUACAGCCCAAGGUCCUAAAGGACGCCUCCAUACUGUCUGUCAGAAAGAACAGAGAGAAAGUUGUGGAGAAGCUGACAGCAGCCAUUUUGGAUCUCGUGGAGCUGUACUGUAGCACUUUCAAUGCUAACUUCCACACCAUGCCGCAGAGCCAUUCCUGCACUGCGCCGAUCCAAGAAGCCGGCCUGGUCACUAACAUACUGUCGUUCAACAUUUACGCCGCUCACCGAAUCCCUAUCACUUGGGCUGCAAGCUACGAGGGCUUCUUCCUGUCCUGUUCGCUGACUCAUGGAGGGCUGGAGCUGUGUGCCCCCCAGAAUACCAGCAAGCAGUCCGUCAGCAAGUAUCUCUUCCACCUGGUGGUCUGGGAUCAAAGGGUGUGUUUCCCAGUGCAGAUCAACCAGUUGCCUCGGGAGUCCCAGCUGACGGUGACGCUGUAUGCCAACGCCCUGCCUCCCCCUGGAGGAGUGGAAGAGAAGGGCAGGCAGCGGCGCAGCAUCGAAGCCCUGGGCUGGGUCACCAUGCCUCUCUUUAACUUUAGACAUAUCCUGACAUGUGGCAGGAAGUUGCUGGGUUUAUGGCCAUCAACUCCAGGAAGCGGAAACGCCCGCUCCAGCUCGCCUAACUUCAGCCAGCCUGAUAGUGUCAUCCUGCAGGUGGAUUUCCCUACCUCGUCGUUCGAGGUGCGCUUCAGCACUCCAGCUCCCGCUGACUUCUGUCCCAAGUAUGAGUUCUCCAGACUGGACACCAUCAGCCAGAUCCAGCUGCAGGAUGUCCUACAGAAGAAAUCAUUCUUCUGGUUGACAGCAGAGGACAAGCGGCUGCUGUGGGAGAAGAGGGCCUUCUGCCAGGCGGAGAGCGGUGCCUUGCCCCUGGUGCUGGGCAGUGCUCCCCGCUGGGAGUGGGCCUGCCUGCCCGACAUCUACGCCCUGCUGCGACAGUGGGCCUGUCUCAGCCACCUGGAUGCGCUGGGACUCCUGUAUGCCUCCUUCCCAGACCAGGAAUUGAGGAGGACAGCAGUUCAGUGGAUGGACUCAAUAUCGGACCCAGAGCUGCUAGACUUCCUGCCUCAGCUAGCCCAGGCACUUAAGUACGAGUGCUACCUUGACAGCUCAUUGGUUCGUUUCCUGCUACGGAGGGCUAUAGGGGACAUCCGCAUUGCACACUAUCUUUUCUGGCUGCUGAAGGACGCCCUCCAAGACCACCAGUUCAGCGGGAGGUACCAGCACCUCCUGGCAGCGCUGCUUUGCUGUGUGGGACGAGGCCUGAGGGAGGAGUUUGACCGACAGUCCUGGCUGGUGUCUAUCCUGGCCAGGGUGGCGCAGAAAGUGCGGGACACAACGCCAUCCAGCAGACAGGCUGUCUUGAGAGAGGGCCUGGAUGAGGUGAAGCAGUUCUUUUCAGUGAACACUACCUGUCGACUGCCUCUGAACCCCGCCCUGCUGGUCAAAGCCAUCAACAUCCAGUCAUGCUCCUUUUUCAACUCCAACGCCGUGCCUCUCAAGCUCUCCUUUCAAAACGUGGACCCACGAGGGGACAACAUCAAUGUUAUAUUUAAGUCAGGAGACGACCUGAGGCAGGACAUGUUGACCCUGCAGAUCAUCCGCAUCAUGAACAAGAUCUGGAUCCAGGAAGGACUGGACAUGAGGAUGGUCAUCUUCAAAUGCUUCUCCACCGGUCGAGGAAGAGGCAUGGUGGAGAUGAUUCCUCAUGCAGAGACACUGAGAAAGAUCCAGGUGGAACAUGGGGUCACUGGUUCCUUCAAAGACCGGCCCUUAGCGGACUGGCUGCAGAAACACAACCCUACCGAUGACCAAUAUGAGAAGGCGGUGGAGAACUUCAUCUACUCGUGCGCUGGCUGCUGCGUGGCAACUUACAUCCUGGGAAUCUGUGACCGCCACAAUGACAACAUCAUGCUGAGGACCAGCGGUCACAUGUUCCACAUUGACUUUGGCAAGUUCCUGGGUCAUGCCCAGAUGUUCGGCAACAUCAAACGAGACCGUGCCCCGUUUGUCUUUACCUCGGACAUGGCCUACGUCAUCAAUGGAGGAGACAAGCCCUCCAGCCGCUUUCAUGACUUUGUGGACCUCUGCUGUGAAGCCUACAACUUAAUUCGCAAACAUACACACCUCUUCCUUAACCUACUGGGUCUGAUGUUGUCUUGUGGCAUCCCAGAGCUGUCAGACUUGGAGGAUCUGAAGUAUGUGCAUGAUGCAUUGAGGCCACAUGAGUCAGAGGCUGAUGCAACCAUGUACUUCACCAGGUUGAUUGAGUCCAGUCUGGGCAGUGUGGCCACUAAGCUCAACUUUUUCAUCCACAACCUGGCUCAGAUGAAGUUUGCAUCAUCUGAGGAGCGGCCCGUGUUGUCCUUUGCCCCAAGGAUCCACACGAUGAAGAGUGACGGGCUCAUCCGCAACCUCUACGUAUGCCGCCACGUUCGCACAUUCAGCCCCAGCAAGGGCUACGCUUUUGUGGUAAAAGUGGAGAGAGAAGGCCAGCAGGGGUCGACGUUGGUCCAGAGGAGUUUCGAGGAGUUCCAAGAACUACACAGCAAACUACGGCUCAUCUUUCCUUCCUCUCAGCUGCCAAGUUUCCCCAGCCGUUUUAUGAUUGGCCGCUCACGGGGAGAGGCUAUGGCUGAUAGGAGGAAAGAUGAGCUGAAUGGAUAUGUCUGGCAUCUGGUUCAUGCCACUCCCGAGGUCGCACAGUGUGACCUUAUCUACACUUUUUUCCACCCUCUCCCAAGAGACGAGAGACCAGGGACGGUGGUCAACGCUCUGCAGAGCAAGCCAGCUGAGAUUUCCUGGGCUCCAGUGUCAGGGAGGGAGCUGGGGGAGGUCAAACUCUCCAUCUCUUACAAGGGGGACAAGCUCUUCAUCAUGGUCAUGCACAUACGAGGCCUGCAACCCCUCCAGGAUGGGACAGAUCCUGACCCCUACGUGAAGCUUUACCUCUUACCGGACCCCCAGAAGACCAGCAAGAGAAAGACCAAGGCAGCACGACGCACUUGCAAUCCCACCUACAACGAGCUGUUGGUGUACGAGCGCAUCCCGCAGGGGGACCUGGAGCAAAGAGUGAUUCACCUGCGGGUGCUAAGUGAGGGGGCGUUCUGGGAGAACACCUUACUGGGAGAGACGUUCAUCCCCCUCAAAAAGCUCCACCCUGGACAGCACUGGGUCGACUGGCACCAGCUGGGCACAAGAGGCAGCGAGUCCUCCCGCUGAGACAAGGAGACGAUGGAUGGUUAAAGGACAAUUCCAUUUUGUUUUUUUGGGGUUUUUUUUUGUUUUUUUGUUUUUUUUACAACGUGGGUCUUGUUUUCAUCUUUUUUGCAAUAGUGCAUGUCGGUUAUAAUAUAAUUUUACCCAGCGACUUCAUUUUGGAGAUUUUAGAUAAGGGACCACCAGCUCUAUAACGGCGUCUUAUGGGGCAGCUAAACACGAGCCUUAAAACUGUCAUUUCACAAACAACAAUAACAACAACAGAACCCUAGGAUGUCUCUGCUGCGCUGGCCGGCUAGUUUAUCAUUGGUAAAGUAAGCUAGCCAUUUCUGCGAGUUGAACCCGGAAAUAGCUCUGCAAUGUAGUCGGCCAUUGAUGAUAUUGGACAUUUCAGUAAGAAAUGUUAACUUCAGCUUUUGUCUUCACUUCCACAUAUGUGGUGUAGAUAACGGGGAUGAAUUGGACUUGUUGAGACGUGGCUGAAGCUCAUGUUGACUGUCGCCCCAUAAGACGAUGUUAUGAAGCUGUGCAUAGCGGCGGUAUCCAUACUCUCCAAAAUAAAGCCUGUGAGUAAAAUGACAUCAUAUCCAGUACGCACAAUCGGGCAAAAACUACGAAAAGAAGACCCAAAUUGUGUGUGUGUGUGUUUGUGUGUUUUUGCUCACACUCUCACAACACUUUUCACAGAUGGUAAGUCUUUAAUGCUGGCUUUCCCAGCGGGGGACGUGUGUUGGUUUGUGUCUUGCCUGCCGUGGCGCCAAAGGGAGACUGUGUGUGCACUUUAAAAAACCUUUUUGGAUGAUGGGUUGAAAAAAACUUGAAUACUGUCCCCAGUGGGUUUUAUCCUCAUAUGACAACAGCUUGACUGCAUACUGUGACUAAUACGAUAGCAGUAAUGUCCCCGCAUCGUGUUCCAGACAGGGAAAAGAGGAAAGAAAUGCUUACGUGUAGGCUCCGCUAGCUGUUGAAAGCAUUCGUUUACAGAUGUCUGGCUCUUUUCAGCUACUUGACCUUCCCCACCUCCCCGGAUCAGAAGCGCUGUUUAGUCUGUCCGCAAUGUCGGUUAGAAAGGACCCGAUUGUUGUCGUUUUUAACUGGGAAGUUAUUUCUAUUCUAAAAUUAUGUCUUGUGUUAAAUUUAAUGUCAGUUUAAUUUUGAACUUUGCUUGAAGAGUGACUUUGUUUUUUUCCUUGUUGAUUUCUUUGCAUAUUGCGUGGAUGUGUCGGCUGUAGAUAUAGUGGGUAUUGUCAGGAUGUGGCUGGUUGUUAUCCACAAACCUGUAAUAACCUGCCUAUGGUAUGGAAGGACCGGAUUUUGUGGAUAUUAUCCGAUCAGCAGUUUUGCGGCUGUGUUACUAAUGUGUGUUUCAACACAGGUGAAAAUGGGACGGCCUGUAUGAAAGAAGCAAUGAUCACUUUUGAGAUGUUGGCCUCUCUGUAUAGUGUAGAUAGAGCGCGAGCCUGGCCAUAUCCGUUGCGAUUAUUGAGUAGCUCUACAUUUUUAAAUCAUGUACAGCACAACCUUCUUCAGCAGUCGACGCUAUUAGUCGACGUCUAUACAAGCACACAGAUUUUGCUCGGCUUUUAACAUUUGAGAUGUAGCGCUGUAAAAACGACGUUGCCCGUAUGUGGAAUAUUUUUCGUAUAAGGAGAAUAUCAACAACCGAAACCUUAAAUCGAGGUUUUAGCUUAAUAUUAAUGCUUUCAGUCAGGGAAAUAUGCAUGAGUGCUUCUUGAAGUCUAUUAAUGUGCGUGCCUACUUACUGCUCACCGCUGUGAGAGAGAAACACACAAAGCGUUCUGCAGCCCUGGUUUUCCAUGCAUGUUUUAAUUUUGAUCAAGGACACGUCUUAGAUCCUUUUGAGUCCACGUUUUUGAGAACGUAUUUUUGGGUCUAAUUAUGCAAGAUGCAUAUUUUCAAGUGAAACAAGUUGGAAUAAGUGCUGAGAAAGGGGAAAACAGAAACUGAUUGGACUUGUGCACAGCAUGCAUGUUGUGUUCCUGCAGGAGCACCGAAGCAGCCGGUGCGUGUUCAGACAGCAGCUCGUGGCUUUUGGAUAUGAGGGAAGUAGCGCUGGUUUUGUGGGUACGUCACAGCAAAACACAAGUUGACUGUCCCCCCCAUCAGCUGACUAGACCGUCCUCUCCACCUUGUUCUUUUCCGAUAAUGUAGCGCACAUUGCGUCGCUUGUGUGCUUUAUCAACAGACGGUCUGUUUGUGCAGGUUGCAGAGGACAUAGCCAGUUAGGAUUUUAAUUAGACUGGCAGUCAAAAUAAACAAACCCAAAAUCAGAAACGUCAAUUAUUCAUUUAACACUGGUGCCUGUGACAAGGAAAAGCCUUUUUCCUACACUUUAUUGCAAAUUUAAAAAAAUCUGUGCCUCGGUUAUGUAAUUAUUAUUAUUGAAAAAAUUUUUUUUUUACAUUUCCAUUAGUGCUUCCUGGCUUGUAUUUUCUCUACCAUUAUAUCAGUUUAGCAUUAGAUAUGUAGUGUCAGACUUUUAAGCGUAACUUAAUGAGUUGAGAAGUUUGUGUUUGUUGUGUGCUUAAAUGAAGACCCGUUUUUUUUUUUUUUUUUUUUUUAAGUGUCCCUUUUCUGCAGUGUAUGUCGGUGUACGUCUGUGGUAAGGCAAGUCAGCUGUGUCAGCAAUAUACUCAAAAUGGUUUUCUGUCCAUGCCUCCUUUCCUUUUAGGUUUUGAACUAACAAAAAUAAAAUACAAAUAAUUCCUGACCUGCGUUCAAAUAUCUAAGCUGUAGAUUAACGUAUACGUUAACUAGCUCAACGCUUAAAAGUAGACGAAGAAUGAAAAUGUCUGCACUGUACGUAUCUGCACACAUCCACACAAUGUUUUUUUCAAAGUACCUGUGAUGGAAAUGGGGCAAGGGCAGAAAACUGUCGUGAAGAACUGAGUGGGCCGCCGGGACUGGCUCGAGGAACUUUAAAAUGAGCAGCCGCAAGGGGAUUCCAACCCUCAACCCCGUGAGACGUGCUGACGGAAAAGGAGAAAACGUAAGUUCAAAAUGAACUGGAUUUUAUGUACUGUAAAUAAGACUGAGAAAUAUCAAUGUGAUUUGAUUUUUUUUCAAUUCAGCAUAGUUUUGCCUCGUUUUUAAUGUUUAAUUUGAAAAGGCUAUACUGAGUAAAUUUCAUUUUUGAAUGUGUUGUGUAAUUUUAAUUUUUGAAUGUGUUUUGUAAUAUUAUUUGCACUGUAAAAUAAAUUUGAAUCAGAAAGUUUGGUGUGUGAUGAAAGCGCUGGAUCCUGGCUCAGCAUCCUUAACUGUCAUCGGUCCUC